Molecule: messenger RNA, 1962 nt
Organism: Caenorhabditis angaria
Lineage: Eukaryota; Metazoa; Nematoda; Chromadorea; Rhabditida; Rhabditidae
Source: the annotation of a GenBank genome assembly
AUGAUUCCACGAAAUCUUUUAUUCACCAUAUUUGCGUUUUUAUUGAUGGGAAUUUAUACGGAUAUUCAAACACAGUUUCAACCACUUCUUACGGAUUCAAUACAAUAUAUGCAUAAUAACACUCUACUAAAUCAUUAUGGAAUUCAACCGGAUAAAUUCAGUUUAUCAAUUAUCCAAUCUGUCACAGUUUUCAUUGGAUUUUCUGCAUUUGUGCCUGCAAUUUUUCUGGUUUUACCAUUAUCGGAUAAAUAUGGCAGGAAAUUGCUGACUGUUUAUAUGAGGUAAAAUUUUCAUUUAGAGUUUCAGAAAUAAUUUUUUUGAAGAUCUUUUGCUGGACUUUCGGGCUCAUUGUUUUGCCUUGGCGCAUAUUAUCUUUCCGCAUCUGAAUUAUUCAUGUGUAGCGAAUUUAUGUUGACCAUUCAAAUUCCAAUUCGAUCUUUUGUUACUGUUGUUUUUAUCAGUGAAUGUUCACCAGAUGAAUAUCGAGGUAACAAAUACAAUAAUGUUGAACUUUUGAGUUUUUUUUUUCUUUUUAGGUGCUACUUCUACUGCUACUGUUGUUCUCGAUAUAUUUGGCCAACUUUUGAUGUAUUUUAUAUCAUCACCUAAAAUUUUCGGUUCUCAUGAGAUGUGGUUUGUUUUUCCAACAAUUACUGGAGUAUUGUAUGUAUUGGAUAUUAUAUUCAUGAAUUAUUUUAACUUUUUCAGAACAAUAGCAGCUUUUUUGAUGACAGUAAGAAUACCAGAAUCACCGAAAUGGCUAGUAAAAAUGGAACGGUAUUCCGAAGCUCGAGAAGCAAUCAAGUUUUAUCAUGGUGAUAAUUGUGACACAAGUAAGUUUUGAAGUCAUUCCGAAUCCCUUAACAAAGCUUUUCUAAAGGAGCUGUAAUGGAUUCAAUGAUAAAAGAAGCUCAUAUAAUAACAAAAGAAAACAGGAUUUCCGUCCGCGAAUUGUUCAAGAAUCCAACUAUGCGAGAAGCAUUCUUCAUAGUAUUCUCUUUGAACACCCUUCAUUAUUUGAGUCCAAUUUCUGUGGAAAAAUUCUACACAAUGCAAAUUUUUACCUCAAUGGGUUUCAGUUUAGAUUUCGCUUUGACAUUCAAUUUUAUAAUUACAUUGAUCUUCAUUCCAUCUCGAUUUGCUGGAACAUAUAUUGUUGACAAAUUUGGACGACGUGUUGUUCUCUAUCUCUCUGGAACCAUCUUGUAAAUUCAGAAAAACGGGAAAACAUAAAAUGUAUAUAUAAUAUUGAAUUUUCAGAAUAAUGAAAACUUGGUCAAUGUUGAUUGCUGUGUAUCUGAAUUACGAGUUAACAAACUCCGGAAGUUUUGUAAAGAUAUUAUGUUUGUUUUGUGAAUAUUAGUUUUGCUAAAAAUUGUAAUUUUUACAGUUUUAUUUGGUUAUUCACUAUCCGAACUUUUUCAAGGGAUUGGUGGUAUUUCAUUGAGCUCAGUUUUAUUGAAUGAAUUAUUUCCACAAUCGGCAAAAAUUACAGUAGUGCAAAUUACCACACUUCCUUUAUUAUUUUCUAGUACUUUACCAGUACUAUUUUAUCCAAUGUUGAAUGCAAGUUGGCCACCAGCAUAUUAUAUUCCAUUUGUUUUUCUUCAACCAGCUAUUAUUUUAUAUCUUCUCAGGUUUGUGUACCCCACAUCCAUUAUCAUUAAAAUUAAAAUUAUUCAGAACUAUGCCGGAAACAAAAUCAAAGUCAGUUUAUGAAAUCAUUGACAGUCUCGAUCGCCAAAACAACGAAAAGAGUUUUUUAUUGAAGAAAAGAGUGAGUAAUUGUGCUAAUUCUCAACUAUCUAAAGCUUUUAGUCAUUCACAACUUCCUAUAACACUCGAAAAUAUGCAACCAUCAAAAAACCCAGGGUAGGUUUUUAUCAAGAUUAUAAUACACAAAAUGUCAUAUUUGUGUACUUGCAGGCAGUCACUCUUGAUCAUUUGAUGUGGAACCAGUGA